Messenger RNA from Helianthus annuus (common sunflower), 1695 nucleotides. RefSeq names its product receptor-like protein 9DC3. Bases 1 to 1695 code for a protein of 564 amino acids. The transcript has a single exon. Gene Ontology annotation, molecular function: protein binding. The record is from RefSeq and is a predicted model, not a curated record. Lineage: Eukaryota; Viridiplantae; Streptophyta; Magnoliopsida; Asterales; Asteraceae.
AUGUCGUUCAACUUCCUAACGGGACAAAUCCCAUCUGGUCUAGGAAAUCUGACUAAAUUGUCUAAAUUGUACCUCUUUUUAAACAAUCUUACAGGUUCAAUCCCACCAACGUUAGGAAAUUCCAGCUCUUUAAGAAGUUUAUAUUUAUAUAUGAACAAACUUUCGGGCCGAAUUCCUGAUGAAUUAGGAAACAUGAAGAAUCUGGUUAUGUUACAUUUCGGCCACAAUCAGCUCACGGGUUCCCUCCCGGUUUCACUUGGAAACCUGACCAAGUUAAAAAUGCUGGAUGUUCAUGAAAACUUACUUUCUGGCAUUGUCCCACCACAACUCGGAAAAUUGGAGUCUUGGAUUGAAUUAUCCUUCAGUCACAACAAGUUUAGUGGUCAAAUCCCGGUUUCUAUUGGAAAUCUAAGUAGAUUAGAGCUGUUUUAUCUUAAUGACAACCAAUUUAACGGUUCUAUUCCUAAGGAUGUGAAAAAUUUAAACUCUGUUGUUGAAAUGCUCUUGCACCUCAAUCAGCUAAGUGGUCCUAUCCCAGAUUCACUUGGUAACCUAAAACAGCUGGAGGAAUUUACGGUUAAUGACAAUAAUCUAUCGGGUUAUUUUCCUGAAACAAUAGGCAAAUGUAAAAAUCUAAGUUAUCUGAUUUUAAGUGAUAACUUGCUAGUGGGCCCCGUCCCUAAAUCCAUUUGCAAGUUGAGAUCCUUAACGAUUCUUUGUCUUGGGAAUAACCAGCUUAGUGGCAGGAUUCCGCAAUGCCUGAGUAACCUUAGCCACGAGCUCCAAGUUUUGGAUCUACGAAUGAACCGCUUUCAUGGAAACAUUCCUGCAACAUUUUUGAAGCAGAAUAACAAUUUAAAGUCUCUCAACUUGAACGGAAAUCGACUUCAAGGGUCGAUUCCUAGGACUUUGGUGAGUUGUAGGAAUCUUGAAGUUCUGAACUUGGGAAACAAUAUGCUAACUGGUGGAUUUCCACACUGGAUCGAUAUCCUUCCAGAGAUGCAAGUUCUUGUCUUGAGGGGUAAUAAACUCAAUGGGACACUACUCGCAUCCAACACCACAACCCCGUUUCAAAAGCUACGAAUUCUUGAUCUAUCUAGCAACGAGUUUUCUGGUCUACUACCAUCAAAUUACUUCAAGAACUUUAAAGCAAUGAUGGCCGUAGAGAAAGCUGCAUCAGGAGAUCUAUACAUGGGCGAAAAUUACAUGUAUGAUUACACAGUGGUGCUAGUGGUGAAAGGAUUGAGUUUGGAACUACAGAGAAUAUUGGUCAUCUACACAAGUAUAGAUCUUUCGGAUAACAAUUUUGAAGGGGAAAUACCUGACCCAAUUGGACAACUCAGAUCACUUCUGUUUCUCAAUCUAUCGCAUAACAGUCUCUCCGGUAGUAUACCGACACACUUGAGCAACCUCGUACAGCUUCAACAUUUAGAUCUUUCUUCUAACAAGCUGGUAGGGGACAUUCCUCAACAGCUUACAAGUCUGACAUUUCUUGUAGAUGUAAACUUUUCACAAAAUCAGCUAAAAGGAGCCAUUCCUAAAGGUGGGCAGUUCAAUACGUUUGGAAUUAGCUCAUUUCAAGGGAACAAUGGAUUAUGUGGAUUCCCAUUGACAAAGAAGUGUGGAGAUGAUGACGUGUCACCCUCUCCGACACUUGACGUUGAAGAUGAAGAUGAAGAUGAUACUUUCUUUUAA